GCCGCUUCUGAGUUCAGUCUCAGUCAUUUCCAAAGCGGGUCAUUUAUUGUCAAAAUGGAGUUUCUACUGGGAAAUCCGUACAGCACGCCUGUGGGCCAGUGUAUAGAGAGAGCCACAGACGGAGGCCUACAGAGUGAGGACUGGACUCUGAACAUAGAGAUCUGUGACAUCAUAAACGAAACAGACGAGGGGCCAAAAGAUGCCAUGCGGGCCUUAAAGAAGAGACUCAGCGGCAACAGGAACUACAGAGAGGUUAUGCUGGCGCUAACGGUGUUGGAGACAUGUGUAAAGAACUGUGGUCACAGGUUUCAUGUCCAUGUGGCCAACAGAGAUUUUAUUGAUGGCGUCAUGGUCAAAAUCAUCUCCCCCAAAGCCAACCCUCCUACGAUAGUGCAAGACAAAGUGCUGUCCCUCAUACAAUCCUGGGCCGAUGCCUUCAGGAGCAGUCCCGAUCUUACUGGCGUGGUCCAUAUCUAUGAAGAGCUGAAGAGGAAAGGCGUCGAGUUUCCAAUGGCAGACCUGGAUGCUUUGUCUCCGAUUCACACGCCACAGAGGGGCACACCUGAAGUGGACCCAGCCAUGAUGAAGUACCUUGCUCCUAACACAUCGGCUGAUGAUGCUCCUAAACCCAACCAGCCAACACCCGCUGCCACGCAGGCCUCCAACAUCCCCAGCCCUGUCACUGCGACCCCUGAACAGAUUGCCCGGCUGCGGAGCGAAUUGGACAUCGUGAGAGGAAACAUUAAAGUCAUGUCAGAGAUGCUUACGGAGCUGGUCCCUGGCAAGGAAGAUGGUUCUGACCUGGAACUGCUCCAGGAGCUGAACAGAACGUGCCGCGCCAUGCAGCAGCGGGUGGUCGAGCUGAUAAGUUGUGUGUCCAACGAGGAAGUGACUGAGGAGCUGCUGCACGUCAACGACGACCUCAACAAUAUAUUCCUUCGAUAUGAGAGGUAUGAGAGGUACAGGUCAGGCAGGGCGGCUCAGAACAAUGGGAUGUUGGCUGAUGCUACAGAAGAUAACCUCAUAGACCUGGGCCCGGGCUCUCCCUCUGUGGUUACACCCAGAAAUAUGUCAAGCCCUCCGUCCAGCUCCGCCCCCAGAGCCUCAGCCUCCCCAACCCACAACACGUCCACACCUUCCAUAUCUACUGUACUCGCUAGUCUUGAUGUAGGUUCUGACAAUGUGAGCGGAACCCUGACGUCUCUGUCGGGCCACAGCAAGGAUGACUUUGACAUGUUUGCCCAGACCAGGAGCAGCUCACUGGCUGAACAACGCAAAAAUGUAAAAUAUGAAGAGCCCCAGGCUCUGGGAGGCCUAGCUUCUGCUUUGGACGUGAGACAACAAAACGCAAGUGGGCUGAGGGUAAAGGGGGAUGAUAACCCAGCAGAUCAGGAGCUGCCCAUAGACAGCUGGCUUAUUACCCAAGGAAUGAUCCCCGUAUCGCAGUCCUCUGUCAUGGAUGACAUAGAGGAGUGGCUCUGUGCUGACGUGAAAGGAGAUGCUGCUGAGGAGGGAGUGACUAGUGAAGAGUUUGAUAAGUUCCUGGAGGAGCGAGCUAAGGCAGCAGACACCCUCCCGUCUCCCCCUGGAGCUAACCCUCCUCACCCCACUCGUCCCCCCACUGGCUCCCACAAGAAGGCUGAACGGACAGAGGAUGCCCUCUUUGCCUUGUAGACUGUUUUCAGCAAACAUUAGCUUCUCCAACAGGGAACUGCAAGGUCAUCCUAAACAAUUCCCCUCCAAACCAGCUCUUUUAUUUCCAUUUUAGCACUGACUGGAUGGAAGUGGUGUGGCAAAUGAGCUCCACCUUCUUGCUCUUCCCUUGCGCAAACCCAUGGAGCACACUGCCAUGUUGCGUUUUACUGUAAAUGGAUGUAUAAAUCUGUUAAUGUGGGAUGUAGAACUCGCAGGCCUGCGGCUCAUUUGCAGCGAUCCCACCAAAUGAAGACAACCUAAUUCGUCUCAUGUGGUGUGAGAUUGUGUUAUAAUUCCGCUAAGAUGAAUUAAUAGCAGAAAUGCAGGCUUAUGCAUUGAAUUUGUAUGGAAGCAUACAGUUAGACUAAUGUUAUUUUUACUAUAUUCAACUAAUUGCCUAUUUAUGCAUUUGUUAUUCUAAUGGUUUGAUCUGUAAUAUGUGCGAGAGCGGUGGUUUUGGUUCAUCAGUUAUUUUCGAUUAAUCCGCAAAUAUUCCAUUGAAGAAUUCUGGUUUGUUUUUUAAUAACUGUAUUAAGUAAUGUGGAAGGGAACACUGUGUUACCCUGCUUACCAAUAACACUGCGAAGAAGAGGCUUAUUUAAUCACAUCUCAUCUUAAUAAACCAGGCAUUCGCUGCAUUCCUCUAACCAAAGGGAAUUAUAACCACAGCCACAACAAAAGGAACCUCGUUAAUGCAUUUCAAACGACUAAAGGGAAGAAAUAUGCCCUUCGGAUAUUUUAUGCAUCUUUAAAAAAAUACAAACGUGAACUGGGAACAACAAACAGCUGCAAGCACCUUUAGCCAUUCCAAAGAAUAUUAAGGCUUUAAUGACCAACUAGGAUUUUAUUUUUAUAUACUAAGAAUAUAUAAAAAGUAAGAGUAAUAAACUAUGGAUGUCGGUACAUGUUUUGGUGAUUGAGGAAAAAGUCUUGGUUUGGUUUUCCUUUAAUAUUUCAAAUGAUUAAAAACAUAACAAUCACAGGCAAAGCAGUGUUUUAAAAAAACAAAUACACCAUUUUUUUUCAUAAUCUGACGCAACAACUUGCAAUAGCAAAGGCCAUAUAUGGUAGGGGUAAGUUUGUUUUGGAUCGGCCUCACGAUCUUAAGAAAAGAUGGGAUCAAGUUAAUAUGUACAUUAGUAUUAACUUGUCAAAAGUUUAGAUUUGUGCUCAUUUUAUAUGUUCUUUAUAUUUGUAGUGCAACAAUAUGUGGGACAGCACCUCUGAAGUGCACAUGAGAAACAGCGCCUCCUACAGUCAGGGAAUGCGAUGAUCGAAGAAUUGCAUGCCUUUCUAGACAUGUACAAAUGGGUCCUAUUUUUUUAUUUCUUUUUACCAGUCAGUUUGUAUUUUUGUUUUAAAUAUGAAACACAAAUUUAACUAAAUAAAAAAAAUACCUUUUUGAAAAAUAGAAAAAAUAAGCAAAGUCAUUUUUCUUUAUGGUCUAGAAUGGAUGGCUUGGGGUGCGUUUUUUUUAAUGAUGGGCUUCCGUGUCUUGCUCAU
Girardinichthys multiradiatus is the source of this 3198-nucleotide messenger RNA. RefSeq names its product TOM1-like protein 2. Gene Ontology annotation, cellular component: endosome; membrane. The coding region runs from base 55 to 1674 and encodes 539 amino acids. Gene Ontology annotation, biological process: signal transduction. The record is from RefSeq and is a predicted model, not a curated record. Lineage: Eukaryota; Metazoa; Chordata; Actinopteri; Cyprinodontiformes; Goodeidae. The transcript is spliced from 16 exons. Gene Ontology annotation, molecular function: clathrin binding; phosphatidylinositol binding; ubiquitin binding.